Messenger RNA from Rotaria sordida, 1575 nucleotides. The record is from the annotation of a GenBank genome assembly. Lineage: Eukaryota; Metazoa; Rotifera; Eurotatoria; Philodinida; Philodinidae.
AUGCGAUUACGUUUAACCUUUCUUUUUCGUCAAAGGUUUACAUCUCAAAUAAUUACAACUAGUUUGACAGGUGGAUUAAUUGCAGGUUAUUUAUUUUCAAAAUAUAAACCAAUUGUUCAUGCAGAAACAGAUAAAUCUAUUAUUAUUGGAGAACGAAUUCCAACAUUACCAACUUAUAGUAUGGCUGAUGUUGCUAAACAUACAACAAAAGAGAAUGGUUAUUGGCUUGCCUUUAGAGAUGGUGUUUAUGAUAUAAGUUCAUUUGUUGAAAGUCAUCCAGGUGGUAAACAAAUUUUGAAAACUGUUGAACAUUAUCGAAUAGGAAAUUUACCACUAGGCGAACGAGAAGCUAAUGAAAACAAUCAAGAAGAAGUUAUUGAUUUAUUUCAAUAUGAUCCUGAACGAUUAAAUGCAAUAGAAAAUUUUUUUAUUCGUUCAGAAAAACCUUAUAAUGCUGAAACAAAACCUUCUAUGCUUAUUUCAUCAUUUUUAACACCUGUUGAAAAAUUCUAUAUAAGAAAUCAUAUGCAUGUACCAUUUGUUAAUAUUAAUCAAUAUAAAUUAGAAAUUGGAAAUGAAAAAUCAACUUAUUCAUUAUCAUAUGAUGAUUUAAAAGAUAAAUAUCAAUCAUAUACAAUAACAUCAGCUUUACAAUGUGCUGGUAAUCGUCGUAAUGGAAUGAAUAAUGAACAACAAGGAACAGUACAAGGUACACAAUGGUAUGUUGGAGCUAUUGGAAAUGCUCGUUGGACAGGUGUUAAAUUAAGUGAUGUUUUGAAAUCAUUUGAUCUUGAUAAAGAAGGAAAACAUAUUCAAUUUUUUGGUCUUGAUUGUGAUACAUCACAAAGAUGUUAUGGUGCAUCAAUUCCAAUAGAAAAAGCACUUAAUGAUGAUGUAUUAAUUGCAUAUAAAAUGAAUGAUGAAAUAUUAACAAGUGAUCAUGGUUAUCCAUUACGUAUAUUAGUACCGGGUAUAGUUGGAGCACGUAGUGUUAAAUGGGUUAAUCGAAUUAUUGUUUCGGAUAAAGAAGCUGAUAGUCAUUGGCAAAAAGCUGAUUAUAAAGUUCUUCCAUCAUCUAUAAAACAACCACAACAAAUUGAUUAUGAUAAUGUACCUGCUAUACAAGAAUUAAAUGUUCAAUCAGCUAUUUGUUAUCCAGCAUCGAAUGAUGAUGGAAAUAAAAUUAAAAUUUUAUCAGUUAAACCAAAUGAUGAUGAUAUUAAAAAUAGAAGACUUACAAUUAAAGGUUAUGCUUUAAGUGGAGGUGGAAGACAAAUACAUAAUGUACAAAUUAGUCUUGACCAUGGAAAAACAUGGUUACAAACUGAACUUGAACAACUUGCACAACCAUAUAUGCGUGCAUGGUCAUGGACUUUAUGGACUUAUCAUAUACCUUUUAAUGAUAUACCUUCUAAACCAUUUGAUAUUAUUUGUCGUGCAAUGGAUACUCAUACGAAUUCUCAACCAGAUACUCCAUUAGGAAUAUGGAAUAUACGUGGUCUUAUGAAUAAUGCUUGGCAUAAAAUAAGUUUACAAAUUGAUGAGAAUUUUUUAAAAGAAAAAAAAUUCAAAUGA